Messenger RNA from Punctularia strigosozonata HHB-11173 SS5, 3407 nucleotides. RefSeq lists its product as uncharacterized. Lineage: Eukaryota; Fungi; Basidiomycota; Agaricomycetes; Corticiales; Punctulariaceae. The transcript has 7 exons. The record is from RefSeq and is a predicted model, not a curated record. Gene Ontology annotation, molecular function: protein kinase activity; ATP binding. Bases 163 to 3183 code for a protein of 1006 amino acids. Gene Ontology annotation, biological process: protein phosphorylation.
CGACUAAGGAGGCGGCAACUUCACUCCUGUGUAGCAGUGCAAUUAAUCUCGGCCCAAAGACACUACUUCUCUCAAUCCAGUUGAUCAAGCUGGACUCUGGCGUACUCUACCACUAAUCCUCGAGGGUUAGUUUGAUCAACCCAACGGGCUCAGGAACUGGGCAUGGCACAGCAGCGGCGGUCACCUUACCGGCAUAGACAAGCGUCGUUGUGCUCGAACUCGCCCGUAGGGCGCCGGAAGUACUCGUUGCGACAUCCAACAAGUGCCAGCGCUCCCAAGUCAGCGUCUUCCCACGCCUCGGUCGCGUCUUCCUCAACAGAUCGUGCCGUCUUGGUACCGCUGCACCUCAAUUUGCGCAGGCUUCCGUCACGCCUUCGGUUGUUAGCUCGAGACGGCAUGUAUCGUGCAGAAACAUUUGCUGCCCAGGUUGGCGCGAAGCGAAAGCGCGUCCCGAGCGGCAAUGAGAAUGGACAUGCCCAUGGGCGCCCAACGCGUGGUGCAGGCAAGAUGAAGCGCCAGCGUUCGACGCGCUCGGACGUGACGACGGACGAAGAGGCUGCUAGCUCUAUGGACGUUGAUUUUGCAGGGCAAUGGAGCGGGUCUGAUCCUGAGGGGGAGGAAGAUGACGAAUGGAAGCCUGAAGGUGAUAACUACCUCAUUCACGAGGCCUCCGAACGCGAACUCCUGCGGCUUCGAAAAGAAGAGCUCGUCCGUCUAUACGCUGAAGCCGGAUUGUCCGAGGACGCCGAGAGUCUCACAAAACAGGAGAUAGUGCACGCUAUCAUCGAAGCUCGUGACGAUACCGCAGAGCUGCCGCCAUCGUCACCUCCUGGCCGUGGUGAUGGCAACUCGAGCGAUUAUUCCUCGGAGGAUGGGAACGUUGCCGGCGAUGAAGAGAACGAGUUACGUAACCGGUAUCCCGCCCGUGCCAGCGCGCUUCGUCGUCGAGUGACAGUGCACGAACUUGGCGUGGUGUCCAAGCAAAUGCCCAACGCGCGUAGUCUCUCUAUGGGACAGUUAGGUGUCGCCGAGGCGAAAAAGGCUCCGAAGAUUGCUGGGGGAUCAAGAAGUCCUGUGGCUCAAAAUCCUUCGUUCUUGACGAGACGGCGUAAUGCUCAUGCCAAUUCCUCUCGUUCCCCUACGACGUCCACGGCUUCGGCGUCGCUCCCAUCACCCCCUCUCACACGGCUUCGUACUCGCCAGGUCUCAGGCAGCAGCACCACCUCUUCACUCAAAAGCUCAGCCUCUCGCCGAGGAAAAGCGCGUCAAGUUGACUUCAACGAAGAUGUCCGAGUAUACUCGUCGAGGGAAUCGAGUCAAGAGGCCGAUGAAGAGAGUGAACUCACUGACCUCACGGAGCUCGAAGACAGCCAGCAAAUGGCGACGCCUCGCCCGAGCCGGGGGAGAGCUGUCAAAGGAAAAGGACGAGCAGUCAAAGACGACGAAACCGUGGAUGAGCUUGGAAGGAGGAAAACUCCCAUGCGUAAGGCGAAGGGCAGGGUGGGGUCGCUCAAGGAAUCGGAUACCGAAGAGGAGGACAAAUUGUUGGAUGAAGGCAACGGGGAGGAGGAAGAGGUUGACGAGCUUGUUUCAUCCCCGUCGCCCACACCACCACCCUUAGGUCGAAGGACGCCUCUACGGCGCCGCCUCCGGCCUAGGCGAACGCUCACCCAGACUGCAACCCCACCUAGUGAAGGAGAUCAGGCGAUUAUAGACGAGGAGGGCGAGGAGGGCGAUGCUGAGGAUGGUGAAGAGGAGGAGGAACAGGAAGAAGGUGAUGAAGGCGAAGUUGAUGAAGGCGACGAGACGGCCGUGGAGGUCACGCCCAAGAGGCUAAGAAGCGGCAAAAUCGUCGGCGACGAGGAUAUGGAUGAUGCGCACGCUGAGGAUGACGAAGGAGACAACUCGGAUGAUCAAGAGGUCGAGGAAGAGGUCGAGGAUGCCGAUGCUGAAGGUGAAGAGGAGGAUGAACCCAUGGAAGAAGAGAUCGACCUCACCGCCGCCACAGCGAAGACCCUCGUUCGCCUACGACGAGAUGAUCUAGUCAGAAUGUGCGAGAGCCGUGAUCUCGACGUUCAAGGGACGAAGCCGCAAUUAGCAGAGUCCUUGUUACAUUGGCGUGAUCAUCAAACACUUUCACCGUCAUCAGCGGGUACUGCACGUCCUCCUUCAACUGUUCGUCCUGGUAGGAGAAUGAAGACACGGAGCGGCAGUCCUCCUCAGACGCCCAUCCUUCUUCGCCGCUCACACUUUCACACGGAUGAACCUCGGACACCCCCCUUGUCCCAGCAAGUUAAUUGCAAAGAGACGGAGCCGGAACUUGAGUUGGACCUGGAGAGUUUGGGGUUGGAAGAACGGGAAAUCCCGGCAGAUAAGCUGACGAAGCUUGACAAGAUCGGGAGCGGUGGUUUCAAAGACGUAUUUACAGGGAAAUAUAAGGGAAGAAGGGUCGCCAUUGCCGAGUUCCGUGGCCAACUGACUGCAAUGGAUAUCAAAGAGCUCAAACUCCUCGGGCUGUUCGAUCAUCCGAACAUAGUUCGAUUCUUCGGAGUAAGCAUUCCAGAGAACACGCGGGACACGCCUGUCAUGAUCGUCACUGAACUGUGCUCGAACGGCGAUCUGUUCGACUACAUUCGAAACGUCCAACCACCGUCUCUGUAUAAGGUCCUGGGCAUGAUGCUUGAUAUCGCCCGGGGUAUCGAGUAUCUGCACUUGCGCAAACCAUCCGUCAUUCACCGCGACUGCAAGAGUUCGAAUAUCCUCAUCACCAGUCAAGGCAAGGCGAAGAUUGCCGACUUCGGGCUGGCGAAAGUUAAGCAAAGCACGCGGUCGAUGAUGCGAAGCCUUGUUGGCACGGUCAAUUGGCAGGCCCCCGAAUUAUGGAGCCCUCAUCCCAAGUACAAUCUUAAGGUCGACGUAUUCUCCUGUGGCAUGGUCUUUUGGGAGAUCCUACAGUGGCAUCUGCCGAACAAGAAGUUUCCGUGGGAGGGCAUGAACGAGCACGCUAUUUAUGACUUGGUUGGCGCUAAAGGACAGCGCCCUUCCGUCAGUGGACUUGCAAAACGCUGGUGCCCGGAGAUUGUUGCACUCAUCGAACGUAUGUGGGCGCAAGACCACAAGGAUCGACCGACCAUGUCGGAAGUCGUUCAAGAGCUCGAAGAGUUGGUUCAACAAUAUCGUUGAUUCUGGACCCCGACUCGGUCCGGACUGCCAUGGGCCUCGGUGUGUACAUUAUCCAUUCCUCUAUGCCCUCAUUCUAUGGAUCACCGUUCCCUUCUGGACUCGACCUAUAUAGUAACCCCUGACCAUUUGACACGCUUGUACUUCAUCAAUCCAUCCAAAUCAUCGAACACGCAUACUUUAGCAUUGUAUUGUAGCCAAUCAUGAACAAAAUAAAAUAACAGUGC